AUGAAUACUGAAGUAGCGAAUAGUCGCCCACAUCCUAUAUUGGACGAUUCAUCCAGAAUGAUGCGUAUCAUCGUCAAUCCGACUUAUGAUCGAUUGACCAUUUCGCGUGCGGCUCAUAUGCGAAAAGUGAAUCCAUUGAGUUAUGAUUGUAAACUAAUCCGAUUAAACAGACGAAAGGAGAAAAAUAUGAAUACAUCUGUCAAAUCGUCGAGUAACGAACAAACGAUAACAAUGUCGAAUACUGAUAAAGUUCAGCCGAAGACUACUCUUGGAAGUUCUACUCGUUAUGUUAACAGUCGUUAUGGUUUUGAAAUUCGUCGCUAUUCCUCACCGAACUGGUUAUCGAUUGAUCUCUUAACGAAAGAUGCAUGUCAAAAACAAGAGAAAACGUUCCGCGAGAUGCUCGAUAAGCAAGAACAGAAUGAAAUCGUGGCACAGAAUGUUUAUUCGUUAGAAUAUUAUCGUCAACGUUAUAAAGAACUGUUACAAUCGUAUCAGCAAGGUCCUUUAACUCGUGAACAAUGGGCAAAGCAAAAUUAUCAAUUACAUUGCAUAAGAACACUAUACACUCAAGCGUAUCAACGCGAACAAUAUCUUCUUGGCUUGCAUGCAGAACAACUACGUCAAAACCGCGCACAGACUGUUUUUAAAAAAUGGAAAGAUGUGAAAGAUCAACAAAAACACGCGAAGUUCGACGAGCGUCCUAAAACAACGAGCAGUCAACGAACAACUGAAUCACCAUCUGUAUCCUCAAAUCCUUCCUUUUGCCACUCUACUCCCACAGCAAAUGCCACAUCAUCAUCCUUGACAUCUACUGCUGAACUCGAACAGUUAUCCAUUUUUCGACCGGUGAGUUCAGUGAAAGAUAGUCUCAAAACAUUGUAUAUGUUAGACAAACGUCGAUCAUCACUGCAAGCCAUGCUGAAACGUAUUGUCGGAUUAGAUGGACCUCUUCCGCCACCGCCUAAAAUUCCCUACCGACAACCAUCCUCACGAACGAAUGCUAUUGAAGAUAGCGAAUUCGACUCAAACUUUUCAAAAUAA
Messenger RNA from Adineta ricciae, 1044 nucleotides. Lineage: Eukaryota; Metazoa; Rotifera; Eurotatoria; Adinetida; Adinetidae. The record is from the annotation of a GenBank genome assembly.